AUGAACAAACUCAAGUCUGAGCAAAAAACGAAGAUCAAGAAUUUCGUUACGUGGACUCAAACGAGCGAGCAGGUCGCCUAUGCAUGUCUUUCCAGAGCCAACUGGAACAUGGAAUACGCUGUGGAUUUGUUUUAUCAGUGCCUUGGUAUCUCACCAAUCAUUAUUAGUUCAGAUCCACGUGACGAUGUUGGUUCUGGACGCAUAGGACCCAAUGGUAUGUUACGUCUUCUGAACGAUCUUCACUUGGAUGCUUCUGACCGUCGCGUACUGAUAUUGGCCUGCAAACUUAAGGUUUUUCCUGAAACAGAUUCUAUAAAUUUUUCGGAGCGUCAACUUUUCCUAUCAUCAGCUUCAAAUUACUUAUUUAUCUCUUUAAUUGUCCUUGCCCUAUGCAGUCUUUGUCCUCUGCAGGCACAAACGCAGUGCGAGUUCAGUUGGGAAGAAUGGCAACAAGGGCUUUCAGCAUUGAGAGUUGAUUCUAUGGACAAACUUCGUGAACGUUUGCAAGAACUCGACACGGAGUUGGCUGAACCAGCUGCUUUUCGCGAACUCUACUCGUUUACCUUUACUUACGGGAAACUGAGCAGCCAGCUGAAGGAACAUGGGAAGGCUAUUUCAAGGGACACAUGGAAUCUUUUGCUUGAUUUCUGCCUGACGAUACGACCUGAUCUCACUAACUACGAUGACGAGGGCGCUUGGCCAGUACUUAUCGAUCAGUUUGUGGAAUAUGCGCGAGGGAAGCUAGGUCUGCCGCAACAUGAAGCAUCAGUAGUGACAUCCUGA
Messenger RNA from Angiostrongylus costaricensis, 783 nucleotides. The record is from the annotation of a GenBank genome assembly. Lineage: Eukaryota; Metazoa; Nematoda; Chromadorea; Rhabditida; Metastrongylidae.